UCAGACUGGGUGGAUAAAUACCCAUCGCGCUGCGCCAUGAGGCUGCUGUAUAUGCGUCUUUGCACGGUGAUAGGUCGGUUCCAGAAGGACAGGACAUCCCCAUAGCGCACUUUCCCCCCAAUAUUCACGCGUUAUAUACCAUUAGUACGGUUCGGGACAUCAGUAAGCGAUGAUGAACGGUCAGAUGAACGGGUUCCACAACUCCCUGAUCGAGGAGGACUGCUUCUUGUUCACCUCGGAGUCGGUCGGAGAAGGACAUCCCGACAAAAUCUGUGAUCAGAUCAGUGAUGCAGUCCUAGAUGCUCAUCUCAAGCAAGACCCAGAUGCCAAAGUCGCUUGUGAAACGGUUGCCAAGACGGGGAUGAUCCUGCUGGCGGGGGAGGUGACUUCACGGGCCACCGUAGACUACCAAAAGGUGGUGCGGGACACCAUCCGCCACAUCGGAUACGACGAUUCCUCCAAGGGCUUCGACUACAAGACCUGCAAUGUUCUGGUGGCGUUGGAGCAGCAGUCUCCGGACAUUGCCCAGGGGGUUCACAUCGACCGCAAUGAGGAGGACAUCGGCGCAGGGGACCAGGGGCUGAUGUUUGGCUACGCCACGGACGAGACGGAGGAGUGCAUGCCCCUCACCAUCGUCCUGGCCCACAAGCUCAACGCCAAGCUGGCCGAGCUGAGGCGCGACGGGACCCUGCCCUGGCUCCGGCCCGAUUCCAAGACCCAGGUGACGGUCCAGUACCGGCAGGACCGGGGCGCCAUGCUCCCGGUGCGCGUGCACACAGUGGUGGUCUCCGUGCAGCACGACGAGGACAUCUACCUGGACGAGAUGAGGGAAGCCCUUAAGGAGAAGGUGGUCAAGGCAGUGGUUCCCUGCAAAUACCUGGACGACGACACCAUUUACCACCUGCAGCCCAGCGGCCGCUUCGUCAUCGGGGGCCCGCAGGGUGACGCCGGCCUGACGGGCCGUAAGAUCAUCGUGGACACCUAUGGGGGCUGGGGGGCCCACGGCGGGGGGGCCUUCUCUGGAAAGGACUACACCAAGGUGGACCGCUCGGCAGCGUAUGCGGCCCGAUGGGUGGCCAAGUCCCUGGUCAAGGCGGAGCUCUGUCGCAGAGUCCUGGUGCAGGUUGCCUAUGCCAUCGGAGUGGCCCAUCCCCUCUCCAUCUCCAUCUUCCACUACGGGACAUCCAAAAAGAGCGAGCGAGAGCUGCUCGACGUGGUGAAGAAGAACUUUGACCUGCGGCCUGGGGUCAUCGUCAGGGAGCUGGAUCUGAAGAAGCCCAUGUAUCAGAGGACCGCAGCCUAUGGCCACUUUGGCCGAGACUCCUUCCCAUGGGAGGUUCCAAAAAAACUAAAAUACUAAACCGUGUCAAGCUUUUCCCCCCAGGCUUGUUGGUGUAUACUACAGAGAAGCCUCCAAGACCCAGGGGGACAGGCCCUCACUUCAUUAUGGCAGCAUUAGCCUCCUCCCUCACGCUUUCCGCUCUUGUUUAGUUCUUCUCGGUCUUCUUCUCUUUAGCUGUCGGUACUGUCGCUCUUGACCCUAGGAGAUGUGCGUCAGUAAUGUCAGAACAGUUGCAGAUGAAACAUGCAGUGCAUCGCUGCUCCCCUCCCACUGCACACUCCCCACUCCCCACUCCCAAGCCUCCCAGUUAAACGCUCCUUCGAAGAAGAGGGGCCACAGUGUUGGCAUCCAGUAGUUGAGGCGGUCUUCCCCUGCAUAGCGUCUGUCCCUUGUGGUGGAUUCUAUGUACGUACCUCCUUUCGGUAUUUAUAUUGGUUUUAAACUGGUGCUACUCGUGUAAGGGGUACUAUGGGCAUCUCAACUUGGCUUACCUUAAAGUUGAGAUGCCGUGCAUAGUCUUUAUGAGCAUUCCUCCUGGCAGUUAUUUUAUCUUGGCUGUUCAGCCCCCCCCCCCCCCCCCCCCCCCGACCUCUCACAUCGUGGAGGAUGCCUGAAGAGCACCAUGGAAGUAAGGCUGGCUCCGGUUUUUGUUAAUUUAAUGACAACGGGAACUAUGCUAUGCAUUGUUGAGCACAGGAGGCCUCGGUUGCUGAGCUCCUAGCGAGCGUCGCCGCAGACGCCCCAUCGAGACCACUGCGGUUUUCUGAUGUAAUACAGAAAAAUCAGAAGCUGCUAUGCCACUGCUGUGGUCUGAUGGAGGCAUUUGCUCUACUUGAUUUGGUGAGGAAACUAGUAAAUCAGAUGCAUUAUCCUUGACACGACUUUUUAUAAAAAAGUUGUUACAACUCCCAAGUUUGCAAGGGCAUUGAUUUAUAUAUUUUCUUCCUUGCACAUAUCGGUGGUUGGCGUUCCUCUGCAGAAGCCCGUCUCAUCCACCACCUAGUGUUUAGUAUUUAUUUAGGGUCUGGAGCUUGGUGUGGAUACAGAGAAGCCAAGCUCUCAGAUGGUAGCUUUUAAACAAUCAAGGAUCAAUUAUCUGCUGUUGUCACGACAACUUUUAAACUCAAACGUAGUGGUUCCAAAGUGUCCUACAGAAAGCUUUGGUAUGCCACCGUCUACAUGUACGGGUGGGGGGGGGACCGGAUCAUUUUGAUAUUUGUGCAGGUUUUUUAUUUUUGAAGGAGUCACACAAAAGGCCUGUAGGUUAUUACUGGCCCCUCUCGGAUCUGCUCUGUGAUUGGCUAACAUUUGGCUGGUGUUGUACAGAGAAACCAGCCUUGUUUACACAGCCCUCACUCAUGCAGGAAGGUGGUUUUAGUGUUUUGGCUUGAACCAUUCAGAGAUCGUCCCAUUGGCUACAGCAAGUGCACGAGUGCCUUUUCUAUUUCCUCUAUCCCCUCCAUUUGCUGAACCUCUUAUCAACAUGCGUCCGACUCAGAGGAGCAGGUAGCUUAACCUUACAAUGUGCUUCAUGUCUAGAGAUUUGCGUACAGUCCAUUAUGUCCUGUAUGUAAUAAACUGCUACUUUCAUUUCAA
Gadus morhua (Atlantic cod) is the source of this 2938-nucleotide messenger RNA. It is a transcript of the gene mat2ab, whose product is annotated as methionine adenosyltransferase 2Ab. The record is from RefSeq and is a predicted model, not a curated record. The coding region runs from base 170 to 1360 and encodes 396 amino acids. Gene Ontology annotation, biological process: S-adenosylmethionine biosynthetic process. NCBI's taxonomy places the organism in Eukaryota, Metazoa, Chordata, Actinopteri, Gadiformes, Gadidae. The transcript has 9 exons. Gene Ontology annotation, molecular function: methionine adenosyltransferase activity; ATP binding.